AAACUUCCCAGACAAAAGAAACUGAAAAAGCCGAGCCAACCUCUGCCUUCCCCACUCCCAGUUCUCUCACUCUUCAAUAAUACUUGCACGAAUCUGCUAUUUGUCGCAUCAAAUUAUCUCUUCUUUCUUACAAUCUUCCAGCAUUUUUUAAAGAAAUCAGAUCCAAAUUUCAACAAAUUAACUCUACAAUUUUCAUGAAUUUCUCAUUUUAAACAAAAUACACAAAAAAUCAUUGUUACUGUAGAUCAAAGUUUUCAUCCAUGGCGACGAAUUAUUUCAUGUAAUUCAACAAUUUGAACAAUUGAAAGAUAAAUGGGAGGCUGCAAACAACACAAAUUAGGAAAUGGAGUUUCUAUUCGAUGCGUCUCCUUUUUCUGCAUUGCUAGCUUUUUCUGCGGCGUUUUUAUCGUCAGCAGGAGAUUACGGCUGGUGUAGAUGACAGAUGCAGGCCUUGUUAGUGGAGAUGGGUAAAACUGGAUAAGUUGUUGGUUGAGGAUGGUGAGUCAAUGACUAAAUCUUUCUAGGCUAGUGAAAAUGGUAAUGUAUGUGACAUUGAAGUAGGCAAGGGUUCAUAAAGAGUCAGAGGAACUCAAAUGAUACAGAACUAUAUUUUCAGAAGAUUCCAGGCAGAUCCUGAAUCUGUUACGAUGGAGGGAACGUCUUUGUUGCAAAAGCAGAAUGGGAUUCCAACUCAACCACUAGUAAACUGUGACAACAGGGAGGUAUCUUUCCAAGACAGCGACAUCUUUUCUCAAGUUUCUCACACGCACAACGUAAUCAUGGAGCUGGACAAAACCAUGUCCUCUUUAGAGAUGCAGCUAGCUGCAGCAAGAACUUCCAAAGUUCAUGAUGAAGUGGUAUCUCCAACUACUACAACCAAAGGAACUGACCAACAAAAUGACCGUCCCAAGAUUUUCUUUUUUAUGGGAAUUAUAACUGCAUUUAGUAGCAGAAAACGCAGGGAUUCUAUAAGAGAAACCUGGAUGCCACGAGGUGAGCAGUUAAAAAGGUUGGAGACAGAGAAAGGAAUUGUUGUGCGAUUCGUUAUAGGACACAGUUCCAGCCCUGGUGGAAUUCUAGAUCGGGCCAUUGACGCAGAAGAAGCUCAACAUAAAGAUUUUUUUCGAUUAGACCAUGUAGAAGGAUAUCAUGAACUGUCUUCAAAAACUCAAAUUUACUUUUCAACAGCUGUUGCAAAGUGGGAUGCUGACUUCUACAUUAAAGUUGAUGAUGAUGUGCAUGUAAAUCUUGGUAUGGUGGCUUCUGCGCUGGCACGCCAGAGGUCAAAGCCCCAUGUUUAUAUAGGCUGUAUGAAGUCUGGACUUGUCCUGUCCCAAAGGGGAGUCAAGUACCACGAACCAGAGUUCUGGAAGUUUGGUGAAGAAGGGAACAAAUACUUCAGACAUGCCUCAGGUCAAAUAUACGCACUUUCAAAAGACUUAGCCACCUAUAUUUCAGUAAAUAAGCAUUUACUUCACAGAUUUGCUAAUGAAGAUGUAUCACUUGGUUCUUGGCUAAUUGGUCUUGAUGUCAAUCAUAUUGACGAUAGAAGCCUCUGCUGUGGGACCCCUCUUGAUUGCGAAUGGAAGGCACAAGCAGGAAACCCGUGUGCUGCUUCAUUCGACUGGAGUUGCAGUGGCAUUUGUAAAUCAGUUGAAAGAAUGGGAGAGGUGCACCAACGGUGUGGAGAAGGUGAUGGUGCUAUCUGGCAUUCUAGUUUCUGAAGCUGGUCUAUUUUUACACUUUGGGAGCGAGGCGGAGUGGGAAAGGGUGUGUAUGAAUGAUAGUUUUUUUUCCCAGAUUUUUGUCUGCUAAAAAAAAAGAUCAUCUGCACAAUUUUUUGUAUGGCUAAUUGGUUGUCUCAGAGAAAUGUGGUUCAACAGUGUAAAUUAUUCAAUUCAAUGAAAUUUGUUAUGGUCUA
Messenger RNA from Spinacia oleracea (spinach), 1921 nucleotides. Its product is annotated as beta-1,6-galactosyltransferase GALT31A. The transcript has 12 exons. Gene Ontology annotation, cellular component: Golgi membrane. Bases 594 to 1724 code for a protein of 376 amino acids. Gene Ontology annotation, molecular function: galactosyltransferase activity. The record is from RefSeq and is a predicted model, not a curated record. Lineage: Eukaryota; Viridiplantae; Streptophyta; Magnoliopsida; Caryophyllales; Amaranthaceae.